Messenger RNA from Ipomoea triloba (trilobed morning glory), 621 nucleotides. Its product is annotated as dnaJ homolog subfamily C member 17-like. The transcript has a single exon. Bases 1 to 621 code for a protein of 206 amino acids. NCBI's taxonomy places the organism in Eukaryota, Viridiplantae, Streptophyta, Magnoliopsida, Solanales, Convolvulaceae. The record is from RefSeq and is a predicted model, not a curated record.
AUGGAUUCCGAUCAUUAUGCCAUUUUAGGCUUACCCUCCGGUGAAGAAGGAGCCAGGCUUUCUGAUAAAGACAUAGCUAAAGCCUAUCGUGUAAAAGCUCUGGAGUUACAUCCCGAUAAAAGACCUAAUGAUCCAAAUGCAAACAUCUUCUUCCAGAAAUUGAAGGCCUCCUAUGAGAUUCUUAGGGAUAGGAAGGCUAGGAGAGAGUAUGACGAUGUGCUCAGGGCCAGACGUAACCGGACCACAAAACGCAAUUGUAUGAAUGAUGGGAAGCGUGAGAAGAUGAUGUCCGAUCUCGAAAGAGCGGAAAAAGAAGAAGAAAAACGCAGAGAUGAAAAAGAAGGAGAAGAACGCAUCUGUAAGAAACUGUGGGAGGAAAUUGCAGAAUUUCGUGCUAAGCAUAAGAGAAAACAGGAAGAGGAAUUAGCUUCCAGGAAUGCUAAAAGACGUGCCGCCGCUGCUACUCCGCCGCCGCCGGGUUGGAGGGAAGAAAAUGAAGAUGGGCCGUGGAAGAGUCUUGAAAGGUUUCAGGCAUACGAAGAUUUAGUGUUAGGUAAUAUGAUAAGGGCUGCUGAGAGACAAAAGAUGGCACAAAGAGGUACUAGUGGCAAUGGAAAUUGA